AUACCCCUCAAUUUAGCAAUCAUUUCUUUGUUUUUUUUCCCUCCAACUCAUCCCCAUUUGCCAAUUCUCUAUUCAUUUGGUCUUGGAAACUUCUCAAACAACUAGCAUAAUGACUCGUUCCAAAUAUCCAAUUUAAAAACGCCAAAUAUCACUCGUUGCUGCUUUGAUUCAUUCUCGAUUGUUUCAUAACUGUUUCCUUCGCCUUUUGAGUUUUGAUCCUUAUUCUUCAUGUCCCCUGGAUAUCAUCGAUCUGAUGAUCUCUUGAAAAAGGCUUUGUCUCUUUUAGUAAAAUUCGAUUAGGAUUUGAAUCUUUUGUUGGAUUUCGUAUCGGAUUUCGGAAAUCGAGCCGAAAACAUAGCAUAUUCUUGGUUAGAGAUUAUGGAUUUGGAUAAUAUAGAGUGUGUAUCAUCUUCCAAUAGAGUAGAAGGUGCAGAGAUCCAAAAUUUCGGUCCGAAGCCUCGUAAUAACACGGGAAUGCCUCCUGCUACAAGUGUUCAUGAACUGUUGGAGUGCCCAGUUUGCACCGGUUCAAUGUACCCUCCAAUUCAUCAGUGUCUGAAUGGGCACACGUUAUGCUCGACCUGUAAAACACAAGUGCACAACCGAUGCCCAACUUGCAGACAAGAACUGGGAGAUAUCAGAUGUUUAGCAUUGGAGAAAGUUGCAGAAUCUCUUGAACUCCCAUGCAGAUAUUACUCAUUAGGAUGCCCAGAAACAUUCCCGUAUUACAGCAAGCUGAAACACGAAAUGUCAUGCAACUUCAGACCUUAUAACUGCCCAUACGCUGGAUCAGAAUGCUCAGUCACGGGUGAUAUUCCUUUUCUUGUUACACAUCUGAGAGACGACCAUAAAGUAGACAUGCACACAGGCUGUACCUUUAACCAUCGUUAUGUUAAAUCUAACCCACGUGAAGUUGAAAACGCCACCUGGAUGCUGACUGUGUUCAAUUGUUUUGGAGAGUAUUUCUGUCUGCAUUUUGAAGCGUUUCAGUUGGGAGUGGCGCCUGUGUACAUGGCGUUUGUGCGGUUUAUGGGUGAUGAGGUGGCGGCUCGAAACUACAGCUACAGUUUAGAGGUUGGAGGGAAUGGAAGGAAGCUGAUUUGGGAAGGAACACCGAGGAGCAUAAGAGAUAGUCAUAGGAAGGUGAAGGACAGUCAUGAUGGGCUCAUAAUACAGAGAAACAUGGCACUUUUUUUCUCAGGUGGUGACAGGAAGGAGCUCAAACUCAGAGUUACAGGGAGGAUAUGGAAAGAACAACAACAACAGACCAAUACUACUACUACCACUACUACAGAUGCUGCUGCUGGGGUGCUCUGCAUACCCAUACCCAACCAAUUUAUAUGACUCGAUAUCAUCUUAUCUUUUUUACACGUCUCUUGUGGUUGUACCUUAACAACAUUUACAUAUCUCGAAUGUAAUGUGUGGAGUUGAAGAUAGAUAGAUAGAUGCAUAUUUUUGCCAGGUCAACCACAGUCCAAUCCUAUUGUGCAUACCGCAAACAAACAUUGAGAAAACAUAUAAGAAUUUGUUUCUUGUUUCCAUA
Messenger RNA from Lactuca sativa (garden lettuce), 1543 nucleotides. Its product is annotated as E3 ubiquitin-protein ligase SINAT5. Gene Ontology annotation, molecular function: ubiquitin protein ligase activity; zinc ion binding; protein binding. Gene Ontology annotation, biological process: ubiquitin-dependent protein catabolic process; multicellular organism development. NCBI's taxonomy places the organism in Eukaryota, Viridiplantae, Streptophyta, Magnoliopsida, Asterales, Asteraceae. The record is from RefSeq and is a predicted model, not a curated record. Gene Ontology annotation, cellular component: cytoplasm.